AUGAAGGGUGUGGCGAGAGACCCAGCCCCAGCCCCGCCCAAGCCCUUCAUGCAGGGACCCUGGGCUAUGGAGAUCCCACUGCACUUGGGAGUUAGCGGGGUGGGCCAUGGCGUCAUCAAACCUCCCUCGGAGGAAGAUCCUAUAACGAUACACGCCCUACGGAUGGAGACACAAGGCCCAGAGGCCCUGAGUGACCUGCCCACGGUCACGACAGGACUGAACCCCAGCCCCCCACCUGACUCCAGAGCUCAGAUCCUGCCCCCAGGUUCCCAGCUGCCCCCAGUGCCCUGCCCACCCUGGCCGAGCCCUCCUGACUCAUCCAGCCUCCUCCCUGGGGAGCUCCGAGCCUACUUGAAUCAGCCAGGCUCCAGCCCCACGACCUGCACCCCAAGACUCAGCAUUGGCCAUUGUGAGCUGAGGAGCCCUCAGGUUCUGCAGUCAAGGCCACAGGGCCAGCACUCUCCCGGCCAGGCCUCCCAGCCAGGCUCCUCUCUGAUCAACGGGCCCCGGCCUGGCUUGGCUUCUGCAGGCCUAGUGCCUGUCUUCUUCCUCUGGGCCUUUGGGGUCCCACCCACACCCCCAGCCACCAUCCAGGCUCAGAGGCAGCCCGUGUGUGACAUCCCCGUAGGGCAAAGCGAUUCCAGCCGCCAAAAGCACGGCGUUGUGCCGGGACUGGCGGUGAAGGGUCGGCCUUCGUACAGCUACCCACGAAGGCGGGAACUGGGCCGCGCGAGACCUGCCCGGAGCUCCCAGGCUGCCCCGGGGCUGUUCCCAGGGUUCCCUGCGGCCACGCCCCUGGAGCCCCACGGAGGCCGUUGCCGCUUCCCGGAAGCGCGCGGCGCUCGCCCGCCCGGGCGCGCCCCCGUGGGCUUCCCGUGGUACCGCUUCGCCUGGACUGCUCAGGUCUUCACCGCCAGUAGUGCCCUGGACGUCCUGGUGAUAGUUUUGUACUUCCUGUUGGUUCUGACCAUCGCGCUGUGGGCUAUAUUGUCAAGCAGUCAUGGGACAGUAGAAGACUUCUUCUUGGCUGGCCGAAAUCUAGCAUGGUGGCAGGUGAGUGCUUUUCUUUUUGCCUCAAAUAUUGGCACUGGGCACUUUAUGGGCCUGGCUGGAAAGAGGGUGUCUUCAGGGAUUGCUGUUGGAGCCUUCGAGUGGAAUGCUCCAUUUAUGCUCUGUGUUCUUGGUUGGGUAUUUUCUCCCAUUUACAUUAAGGCUGGGGUAGUAACAUUGCCCAAAUAUUUGAGGAAGAGGUUUGGUGGCUACUGGAUCCAGUUCCUCCUCGCUAUUCUGUACUUAUUCCUUUAUAUCUUCAGUAAGAUCUCGAGAACCCUGGGCGUCAUGUCAUCAGCCUUUAAGGAGGUGGGAGGAUACCAAGAGCUACAGCAUAAGUACAUGGAUGCUAAGCCCACCCUCAUCCGUGAAGGAAACUGGACCGCCCAGCCGGAAUGCUUCAUUCCUCAUCUGGAUUCUUUCCAUAUCUUCCAAGAUCCCACCACUGAAGACAUCCCCUAGCCUGGAGUCAUCUUUGGCAUCUCCACCCUCUCCUUGUACUACUGGUGCACCGACCAGAUUUUUGUCCAGGACUGCCUGGCAGGGAAGAACAUGUCUCAUGUGAAAGGCGGCUGUGUCUUGUGUGGGUACCUGAAGCUACUGCCCAUGUUCAGCGUAGUGAUGCCAGGGAUGAUCAGCCGCGUCCUGUACACAGAUAAAGUGGCGUGUGUUGUGCCUUCGGAGUGUGAAAAGUGCUGUGGCGCCAGAACUGGCUGCAACCCCCUCGCCUACCCCGUGCUGGUGGUGGACCUGCUGCCCAAUGGCGUUCGAGGCUUGAUGGUGUCUGCACUCUGGGCCUCUCUCAUGUCCUCCCUGACUUCUCUUUUCAGCGGUGCCAGUGCCAUGUUCACAAUGGACAUCUACACCCAGAUACGGCUGAUGGCCACUGAAAAGGAACUCAUGCUAACAGGAAGGUUUUUUGUUAUAAUCUUACUUGCUCUCUCCAUUGCAUGGAUCCCUGCUAUACAAAUGGCACACAGGGAACAACUGCAAGCAGUUUUAAGUUACCUGACGCCGCCCAUUGCUGCCAUCUUCCUGCUUACCAUAUUUUGCAAGAGAAUCACUGAGCAGGGUGCCUUCUGGGGGCUGACUGGUGGACUUCUGAUUGGCUUCUGCCGCAUGGUGUCAGAGUUUGCCUACGGGGCCUGGAGCUGCUCGACAAACAGCAGGUGCCCUCGGAUCAGCUGCAGCGUGCACUACCUCUACUUUGCCGUCAUUCUCUUCACCAUCAGUCUUUUCACCAUCCUGGGGACCUCCUUGUUCACAGACCCGAUUCCAGAUAAACAUCUACACCGCCUCUGUUGGAGUUUAUGGAACAGCCAAGAGGAAAGGGUCCAUCUGGACAAAGACACACAAGGGAAGAGCCCCACACCGCAGGCACAGCCAGACAUAUUUAAGGAGGCCAGGAGCUGCCUCUGGAAGGCCUGGGACGUGUUCUGCGGCCUGGAGCCACUGCCAGGCCCCAGACUCACCCCGGAAGAGGGAGUCAUGCAGAAGAUGGAGUGUGGUGACACGGAAGGGACACAGCACAGUGCCACUUCUGAAGGGACAGAGAAGCGUGACAUGCUGGAAGGAACAAAGCUCCGAGGCAUGCCAGAGAUGUCCCACUGGAGAGAAGUGCCCGACGUCUGUGGGUCCCUCCGGGUGUCACUCACAGCGCUCUGCCACGUCUACGUCUCGGAGGCGGCCUGCGGGGACGUCUGGGGAGCAGGCAAACCGCUGCCUCUUGCAAACGCCCUCAUCGUCGAGGGGAGGAAACGUUUCCUACAGGGAGACCCACGGACGUGGACCAAGGAUCACACUGAUGAAAAUGAGCCCGCAGCAUCAACGCUGCAGGCUGAUGGGCGGCGAAGCCCACUGCCUAGCUUCUCCACCCCUCCAACCCCCCGCACCCCCACCGAGGGCUCUCCAGCCUCCUUAGCCAGUUUCACUGCAGAAGAAGCAAGAUGCUUGGCCCUGCUCUGUGCUUUCCCAGGGGACUCAACCACAGCAGACAGCAGGGAUGCCACGCACCCGGCCCUGGACCCUGGGUUCAGCCUGUGA
Molecule: messenger RNA, 3093 nt
Organism: Mesoplodon densirostris (Blainville's beaked whale)
Lineage: Eukaryota; Metazoa; Chordata; Mammalia; Artiodactyla; Ziphiidae
Product: sodium/glucose cotransporter 1-like
Exons: 19
Biological process (GO): sodium ion transport; transmembrane transport
Cellular component (GO): plasma membrane
Molecular function (GO): D-glucose:sodium symporter activity
Source: RefSeq, a predicted model, not a curated record